Molecule: messenger RNA, 1470 nt
Organism: Symbiodinium natans
Lineage: Eukaryota; Dinophyceae; Suessiales; Symbiodiniaceae
Source: the annotation of a GenBank genome assembly
AUGGCAAACGCAGCGGAUAGUCAGCCUUUCUUCGAGCAACAUGCUCGCAAGGUCGGGAUGGAGCAGCAACUCUUGGAAAGAUUCAUAACCGGAGGGGUCAGGACGGUGUCCAUGGCAGCCUACGCCGCCACUCAACCGGGUCAACCUCUCACAGACAAGGAGGACAACCCCACUCGUGCGCAAUUGACGGUCGUCAAGAGGCUCCUGUUCGAGUGCCGGACCAUGAGUCUGGCAAAUUUGGAGGCCACCGAAUUGGCGCAAGGCAAGCCAGCCAAGGAACUUGUGCUGGACGCUUCGGGGGACGGCCUCUCGGUUCAGGAUAAAUCCCCUAAAGUGGCGGCCCAGUUGGGGUCAGACAUGGCGACUUACAGAGCGUUGCAAAGACGGGGUCUGGCCUACGACCUCGUUGGCGUGUUGAAUCCCAAGGCGCACGAGAAACGGCUUCAGAAGGACUUUGAUACCUUGCAGACCCCAGCGCCCCCAGGCUUCAACCGUCCGACGCUGCAGCAGGUCCUGCGAGCAGAUCGGGCCUUGUGGAGGGAGCUUGGCAGCAAACAGCCGACCCUGAAAAGGGCAGCGGCGAAGGUGCCGCUCGCGGACGCCCGGUGCUUAGAUCAAGUCUUCCUGGAAGCCACAAACACGGUUGCAGUCAAUUUUCACUUCAUGCCGACACCUCGUGCGGAAGGGUUCACAGAUAAAGGAGGCAAAGGCGAAUCAGGGGUCAAGGGAGCCCGCCUCCCCACGAAGGGCAAAUUUGACAGUGGCAAGGGCGGCUUUCCGAACCAGUGUGACAGUGCAAGCAGCCUGAAAGAACGCCCCGUUGCAAGGGACGUUGACAGCGCCUCCGGGCUGGACCAGGACAAUUUUCCCGCUUCUUUGGCGGACAGGCGAGUCAUCCUGGCGCGAACAGGUCUGGACAGGCGCAAUGUACUGCGGGAUUACCUCGGCGGCUGCUUCAGCCGGCCUCAGGCGGUCGGUCGGAGUGGACAAAGUCCGCAGGCCAAGCCUCAAGGGCAAGAUAUUACAGCUGGUCUUGCUCCUGCUGUCGCACAGAGGUCUGCUGUGGAAAUGGCUGGGUUCCCCAGGACUGGCCGCCGUAUGGCUGGCGCCGCCCUGCGGCACAUCCAGCAGGGCCAAGGAAAUCUAGCUUCCGUGGGAGGACGAGCCGCAUCCUUUGAGGUCAGUGGAGUACCCGGAAGGGCUUCCGGGCCCGAAAGGGUGGCAAAGGCCAACGAGCUUUGCCGGCUCACGGCCCGAAGCUGGGACUUUUGCUGCGAAUGCAGCAUCAACGAGCUUUGCCGGCUCACGGCCCGAAGCUGGGACUUUUGCUGCGAAUGCAGCAUCGUGGUAAUCAUAGAAAACCCCUAUCGCAGUCUCCUCUGGCGUUGCAUCGCCGUUGAACACAUCCUGAGGAGUGAACAGGCGAUUGUGGUCCAGUGCGACUUUUGCAUAAUGGGAGGCUCGAAAUGA